Messenger RNA from Haliotis rufescens (red abalone), 6907 nucleotides. Its product is annotated as RUN and FYVE domain-containing protein 2-like. The transcript has 16 exons. Bases 432 to 2354 code for a protein of 640 amino acids. Gene Ontology annotation, molecular function: metal ion binding. Gene Ontology annotation, cellular component: cytoplasm. NCBI's taxonomy places the organism in Eukaryota, Metazoa, Mollusca, Gastropoda, Lepetellida, Haliotidae. The record is from RefSeq and is a predicted model, not a curated record.
UGACUGCUAAUUGUCAUAAUGUAUGAAGCCUUCAUCUGUCAGCCAUGAGAUGCUUGCUUCACAGCACUGGUGAGCAGUGAACAUCAGCUACCUGGCCAGGCCAUUCCUGACAAGAAUAGUGAGCACUGCUAGUGGAGCGUGUCGCCACGGCUCAGUGAUCAAGCUGUCUCGCCACAGGGAGAUGUGGAUAGCCAGCCUAGUGUCCCUUGGUGCCGGGGUAUAUUAGCAUAAUGAUUGUGUGCAUUGGCUGAGAUCAAUACCUUGUACUCUGAGACAGCAGGUUCCUGGUAUGUGGGAAGACAACAUGGAGGAAGAAUACAGUGUCCUCUGCCUGCUGGCACUGCUAGCUGCCUCAGGCCACAUUCACUGAACAUUCUGUGGAGGGCAUUCUCUCACUGACUGAAGACACUGCUUCCCACAGAUAGUGCAUCAUGGCAGAAGAAACCAUUUAUCUGUGUAAUUUCCGUGUGUCUGUUGAUGGCGACUGGCUGUGUCUGCGAGAGCUCAGCGAUGUCCAGUUGCAACUGCAUGACGAGAUGAUCGUCUCCUCCGACGAUGGAAAGGACCCAAGGACGAUUGAGAGAGCCAACUUGUUGAAUGUCUCCAAACUUAUUGUGAAGGAACUGAUAGACUCGUCCUUGGCCCAUGGCCGGAUGCUGGACGAUGACCAUGUUCCACUCCAACAGUUCUUCGUGGUGCUCGAGCAUGUGCUUCGACAUGGACUCAAACCCAGAAAAGGUAUUUUGCGUGAUCGGAAAGAGUUCUGGGGGGUGCUAGAAGCUUUUGAAAAGUUCGCUCCUGAAGCAGGGGAGAUAACCACGAGUGUGCGGGACAUGCCACACAUCAAAACGCCGCUGGGCCGAGCACGUGCAUGGAUCCGCCUAGCCCUGAUGCAGAAGACUCUGGCCGACUACUUCAAGAUUAUGAUAGAGAAGAAGGAUAAUAUGCUUAGUGACUACUAUGAGGGCGGGGCCUUGAUGAUGGAGGAUGAAGGGAUGGUGAUAGCCGGGCUGCUGGUGGGGCUCAAUGUCAUUGACUGCAACCUCUGCAUCAAGGAGGAGGAUCUGGACCAGCCGAUGGGCGUGAUUGACUUUAGCUUAUACCUGAAGGGAGGCAAGUACAAUGGUGACAACGAUGAAUCUGAAAGCGUGGAAGGCAAGUCCAAAAUGGCGACCAUUCUGGAUCAGAAGAACUAUCUGGAAGAACUCAAUAGACACCUUAACGCAACUGUGACCAACCUCCAGCAGAAGAUGGAGCACCUGCAGACAACAAAUGCACUUAUGAAGGAAGAUCUCGCCAUCGCCAAAAACAGCAUUCUCACCAUCCAAGAGGAAAACGACCUUCUCCGCAGAGAGCGGGACUUUGUGACGGAGGGCUUGCAGAAACAGAUGGAGGCAACCAAGCAAGACAUUGAUGUGGAGCGUGAGACAUACCAGACAAACCGGGCGGGGCUGGAGAGCCUGUACACUGGCGUAAAACAUCAGCUGGAGGGGGAGACCGAGAUGAGGCUGGAUGUGGAGCGCGAGCUGGAGCUACAGAUCGGGAUGAAGACGGAGAUGGAGCUGGCGAUGCGACUCCUUGAGCGGGACAUCCACGAGAAACAGGACAGCAUUGUGACACUUCGUCAUCAGCUGGAUGAGAUCAAGUCCAUAAACCAGGAGAUGUACCACAAACUGCAGAGUUGUGAAGGGUCCAUGAAGCACAAGGUCGACAUGGUGAGCAAGCUGGAGGAGAAGACGACCCAGCUGGUGACCACACUCCGAGACUUGGAGAAGAGACAUAAAAAAGCUGAAUCCGACAAAAUGGCGGCCGAGGAAACAGCACGCAAACUUGGGCAGAUUAUUGCUGAGAAGGACGCGAAGCGCACGGCCCUGGAGACGGACCUGCGGAUUGAGCGGGAAUGGCGCAGCACAUUGCAGCACAAUCUGGAGGAAGAGAAGACACAUGGCAGCCAGCUGCUGAUGGAGUUACAGCAUAUGAAGGACCUCAAAAAGGAGUAUGACGGUCUGCGGCAAAAACACGAGCAUCUCAGUCAGACGUGUGAGGAACAGGAAAAAGCCUUGUCUGAGCUUGGAUCUCAUCUCAGCGAGUCCAAGUUGAAGGUGGAGGACAUGCGGGAAGCCAACCUGGUGCUGAAGGAGGCGCAGUGGGUGGGGGACAACGCAGCCACAUCCUGUAAACAGUGCAGCAAGGACUUCUCUAUAUCCAGGAGAAAGCACCACUGUCGAAACUGUGGAGAUAUUUUUUGUAAUGAGUGUUCCGACAAUAAAAUGCCUCUUCCAUCGUCGUCAAAGCCUGUGAGAGUUUGCGAUAGCUGCCAGGCACUGCUCCUGCAGAGGUACUCCGCCACAUAGCCCAGUCUCACUCAAUGUCUUCACAGCAGCACACGGACAGGAAACACAACGGAACAAGAGGAAGCUCUGCCACAUUGCCCAGUCUCACUCAAUGUCUUCACAGCAACAGAACAAGAGAAAGCUCAAGGUCAGUCACCAUGCAAGGUCAAGGACAAGUGUGCAGUUGCAAGGAUAUUCACUUGCAAGGUCACAGACUGUCUCUGUGCAGUCAAGGACAGUGAUUGCAAGAUCAAGGACAGUGACUGCAAGGUCAAGGACAGUGACUGCAAGGUCAAGGACAGUGGCUGCAAGGUCAAGGACAGUGACUGCACAAGGUCAAGGAUUGUGCAGAGACUGUGUUUCUGGGCAGAUUGAGAUUACAGACAAACUGUGCAAUAUGAACUCCCAUCUCCCUCUUGUGACAAGAACUGUGAUAUGUAGAACUGUGUAAAGAGCUUGGAGCUUGACCACAGUGCUUGACAGGUUGCACUUGCAUGAACAAGUAUUUUGUUGAUGAAGAUGUUUAAGUGAAAGAUUCAUUGGUUUAACUUGUAGAGUAACAUUCAGCUUUGCAUAUUGUCUCACAGUUGAGAAAACAAAGAAAUCAAAAAUUCAUCAAAACAUUUUAUUAUUCAAUGAUAUGAUAUUUUUUUAUUUCUUUCCCUUGAUGUCUACAAAAUGUAAUCAGUGUAUAAAUACUGGUGCAGAUGGGAGCCAAUGCAGAGAUUUCACUGAAUCACUGGAAUUAACACUGUCAUGAUAAAGAAAACAAGGUUGUGUGUCUAAACAAGAAAGUUGAAUGUUCAUGUGAAGGCAUUUUGCUUUGAUAAUCCAAACUUAAGUGCUAUUCUUUCUUGAUAAAACUGUGUACAUAGUUAUUCAUGGGCCUCAACCUGCUGCUUAAGUCAGUGGGUCAUCCCUAUGUCACUGGCCAUUGCUAGUUCUCCAGGGUACAUUUCCUGUUCUAUUCCAACCAGGUAUCCUUGAUGUAGCUGAGUGGCUUGUAGAAGCAGUGUAAGGCAAAAUAGCUCAUGUAAUUCUUCUGUAUUGCAAAAGGGGGGCACGGGGGUGGCCCAAUCGCCUAAGGCGCCGCAAUUAGCUGUGCAGAGUUGCGUCCCUUGGGCACACCAGAAACCCCUGAUUGUCAGAUCGAAUCCCAUUUCGCCCUGAUUAUGUUUCUAGGUUUGUCAGCACAUACCUGUGCUUGUGGGUUUCACCGAAGUGGUAAAUAUCUGAGACCUGCAUCACUUGGGGCUUUACUCCCACAUUAAGCUGACACGCCGUGAUAUAACUGGAAUACUUAAAAGUGGCGUUAAACCCAACUCACUCACUCACUCACUGUAUUGCAAAACCUGAGAACCAACAUUGUGGACUGUGUGUUGGAGCAUAAGAUGCUGCUGUGGUAAAGAUGGUGAUGUAGAUUGAAUACACAAAACAAGACUAGAUGAGCAGCAUCUCUCCACUGAAGUUUCCUUGGAGCAUCACUGCUGAGGCUUCGUUGCUGUCAAAGAUUGCAUGAACCAGCAUCUUCAUCAUCAGAUAAUUAUCACCUCAACUUUUGGAGGUCUCCGUCAUGAACACAUAAGAUCCCAGGAGUUUUGAUUUUGAUCCUUUACAAAUGUUUAAGAUGACCUGAGACCUGUCAAAAUAAAAACAAAAUAUGAAUGUUUAUAUUUCGCAUGAUGUUGUCUGCAUAGUGGAAAGGAGUAAAUGCUUCACCUAGCUGAGACGUGGAUGUUUGCUUUCUGUAUUGUACCAAAUUAUGAUUACUGUCAGAGAUUAGUUUGUUUUCUUACAUUGCUAUGUCCAGUGAGACUCAUAAUAUAUUAUGAUUUAUUAACGUGUAUUUUUCGAGGCUACCUAAAUAGUGCAGACAGGCAAGUACAAAUAUUAUUCUGGUGACAGUUCCUAAAGUGACGUACAGUAUGAUAGUGUUGCCUCAACCUGCUAGAUGGCAGUCGGAAUUCACUCCUCCAGAGCUCAUUCCAAAUAGGGAUUGUACCUAAGACAAUUGUAAACUUUACAUACACUUAUGACAGACGUAGCACCUGUGAUUGCUUAUGGAUGGGAAUGUGAUCUCAGCAAUGCUGCUAUCGUAACUCCUGUGGAAUGGGGGCCCUGUUCCAACUUUAAUGGCCUGACAUCAUUACUGGCGGGUUGGCAAGUUGACAAGGUUUUGUCAGGUACAUUUGGCCAUCAUGCCGAGGGUGGGGUUAGAUGCCUAACAUGGAUACAAUGUGUGAAGCCCAUGACCUCAAACUGGCAGGUCCUGGCUGUGUGGUGGCCUUGACCUUUAACUGAUACAUCCUGGCUGUGUGGUGGCCUUGACCUUAAACUGAUACGUCCUGGCUGUGUAGUGUCCUUAACCUCAAACUGCUUGUAUCUCCAUCUUGCCAUUAUGAACAAAUAUGUAGCCAAAGGUUUUGUUGUCGGGUUAACUGUUUUGUAGCUAUAUGACAUAAGGAUUGACUGACCAUCAGUAAUGUGGCUUGUGUGUUCUAGUGUGUAUGGUGUUGGGGUUCACUACUGGUUUGUGAGUUUCGCCGGCUUUCAGUAAUAAUUUGGGGAGGGUCCUGGACAUAAGAUGGCAGUCACCAGGUACUGAUUAUAGAUGGGGAUUCCUUGGUUGAAAUGAAACUUAAACAUAAAGGAAUGCUGAAAUGGAUAGUUUGAAGUUCGAUUGUAUUUUGUUUCAGAAUAGAAACCACAGUUGGAUCAAAUGUGGAUUAGUUUUUGUGAUUCAAACAGCACUACUUUUGCAGUGAUCCAAACUAAGCAUGGACAUCCUGGGGUCCUUGUCAUAAGCCUGCUGUUAGAAGUUAAAGAUUUAGAUGGUCUGUACAUUCAAAUACCUAAGGACCAAAUCUUCAGGACCCCCCUUAAUAUUGAACACUGCUUUGGACAUCCCAUUGGGUUCCUGUAGUAGUUGUGUCCAUUUCAAAUUUCUAUGCUAGCUGAUAUAGUUUGCAUCUGGUAUAAGCUAAGGUUAGAGCAGAACCACGGUAUUGAGACUGUGAUUACUAAUUAGAUAUUCCUGGUGGAUGAAGAGUUCAGGGACACCCUCUCUGUGUUACAUGUCUGAUAUUGUAAACUUGAGUUAAUGAUUUCAAAUUGCCUACAGUUGCGAGUCCAUCACGUCACAUUUCACAAGAAAGUACACUAAGCAAAGCAGCAUCUUAUAAAGCAUAAGAUUGUUCAACACAGGUUGAGAUUAAUGAUGGAAUUAUAGAUCAGUAUUUUUGUCCUUGACAUCAAACUGGCAGAUCCUGGCUGUUUGGUGUCCUUGACCUCAAACUGGCAGAUCCUGGCUGUGUGAUGUCCUUGACCUCAAACUGGCAGGUACUGGCUGUGUGAUGUCCUUGACCUUAAACUGGCAGAUCCUGGCUGUGUGAUGUCCUUGACCUCAAACUGGCAGGUACUGGCUGUGUGAUGUCCUUGACCUCAAACUGGCAGGUACUGGCUGUGAUGUCCUUGACCUCAAACUGGCAGGUACUGGCUGUGAUGUCCUUGACCUCAAACUGGCAGAUCCUGGCUGUUUGGUGUCCUUGACCUCAAACUGGCAGAUCCUGGCUGUGUGAUAUCCUUGACCUCAAACUGACAUACAACAUUAAGCACCCCCAGAUCAACUUCAAGACCAGUCUGUAAGUUAUCUUUAAAAUGGUCCCCUGAUAAUACCGAAAACUGAUGUGACAGUCCUUACUUUCUUGUGUAUGUUGCAGAUUAUUUUGUCAAAACAGCAGUGUAGAAGUGGAAUGUUAUUGCCUGGUAACCAUUAUAAAAACAUUCCUUUCCAAUGAUGUUUCUAGUAUGUUUGUUCACUACUGCUCUAUCUCUGAAAACAAAUGUAGCUCGCCAUAAAUGAUAUAGCUUGCACACACACACACAAACACACACACACACACACACACACACACACACACACACACGUUGUGAUAUAACUGCAAGAAACUUUAACGCCACGUUAAACCCCAUUUCAUUUCACUUCAUGUCAAUUUUCUGGGCUCCCAAGGCUCUUAUUAAGUCAAAUACGGUAGCUUGCGUAGUGUACUCGAUGGGGCAACCGAGCUAGGCUGAUUGGCACUGUCCACUCUCAGCACUGGGUGUAUUGGAUGUACAUAGGUAACACCAGCUACUAAAUAUAUGCUUUGAUUGUGACUCAUGCAUUAGGAUGAGACAAGAUUAAGUCCGAAUGAACCAAAUAUAUAUAGACUUGACAUUUGUCUAUGGUCAGAUCUUGACAUCCUAUAAUGAGUUGUGCCGAUACUGCUAUAUGUUUAAAGUGUAUAUGCACCAGUGUGCUUAACCAGUUCAAGUUUGGUUAGUACAAUAUCAAGGAAAUAUUUACUUGGUUUGUGCAGUUGAUGUUUCUGAGCAGAUACCAGAACAAAGAUACUUGUGCUGUUAUACUUAUGUGUACUGGUGCGUGCAUGCAGCAGAGCUGAGCUAGGCUGUGUGGCUAUGUGUAUAUAUGUAUGUAUUAUGUACUUAUGUAAAUAUUCAACAAAUGUGUAUGUGGAUGUAUCUCAACAAAUAUAGAUUUAUAAAAUCUAACCAAUAAAGGCAUUUCAAGAACA